Molecule: messenger RNA, 3641 nt
Organism: Helicoverpa armigera (cotton bollworm)
Lineage: Eukaryota; Metazoa; Arthropoda; Insecta; Lepidoptera; Noctuidae
Product: shootin-1
Exons: 9
Coding region: 1-1782 (593 amino acids)
Biological process (GO): neuron projection morphogenesis; positive regulation of neuron migration
Cellular component (GO): cell leading edge; cytoplasm; axonal growth cone
Source: RefSeq, a predicted model, not a curated record
AUGAUUAAAAGGAACGGUGAUAAUGUAUUUGCGAUCGCGUCGAGCAACAAUCAGUGUCAAGGCGGUCGGAGCGCCGUCUCGCUCUGUCCCGGCGGCGGCGCGGCCACGAGGAUCCCGCGCGCCACUGCCGCCAGGAUGACGCCGCCCGACGCGCAACAACACACCAAGGAGGCUAACAUCGCGAUCUCCACAUACGUGGAAAAGUGGAAAAAUAGAUACGAAGAUGCCGAGCGAAAACACAAAACUUAUUUACUUAAAUCCGAAAAAGCUAAACGCGAGUACGAUGACCUCCAACGCCGCUACAACAUAUUGUUCGAGGAGCGACAGUUGCUGGACUCUGAGCUGCGCGAGCGCACCAGAGAGCUCAACAAGCUCAAGACUGUGUCGGAAAAGCUCUUCAAUGAGUACCAGCAGCUUAAGAACCAGAGGGAUGUGGAUGCUGGAGUUAUGCAUAAGGUGAUGCAGCAAGCCGGCGAGUGGUACAAGCAGAACAAGCAGCUGAAGCGUCGCAGCACCGCGCUCAUACAGGCGCUGCCCGCUAAAGCCGUCGAGAUCGACCUCACCGACUCGCUGGAUACUGCAUCAGAUGCAAGCAGCAAUGAAGAGGUGGAAUUCUUAAAGCAGACAGUAUCGGAACUAAGCCGUCAGGUGGCAGCACUGCAGACGGAGUUGGCUGCCGCCAGGUUGCAGGAGUUCGAGGCGCAGGAGGCCAAUGUGGCUACUGCACAGGAGUUAGAAGCGGAAAAAGAGAAGUCUUCAGCCCAAGAGAAGGAGCUACAGGAACUCCGCACACAGCUGGAGAGACACAACCGCGUCUCCAAGCUGCUGAUGGAAGAAGUCACCGGCUUGAAGAACAAUGCUGACAAGGAUCGGGAGAUGGCUGAAACUUACAAGACCGAAGCCCGUGCAGCCAAGAAGCGCGUGAAGCUGCUGACGCACCAGAGUGCCCUCCUCCUGGGCGAGCUGGACCCCGACCAGCGCCUGCUGCGCCUCAUGGACGAGCUGGACUGCCUCAAGGACGCGCUGGAGGACCAGGACAACAGGCAUCGCGACCAGAUACAGGAACUGCAGUUAAAACUAGCAGAAAAACACGAAGACACAGACAUUCUUCUAUGGGAAGAGAAGAUAAAGUUAGCCGAAGAAGAUGCACAGAAGGCUAUAGAACGAGCAGAGAAGGCCGAGAGAAGACUACAAGACAUGGAGAGAAGAUUGCAAGAGAUGGAGAGGAGUCCUAAAGUACCUCCCAAGAGGUCCGCUCUUAUGAAUAGAAUCAGUUUCUUUGAGGCUGGCGGUGAGAAGAAGGAAGUUAAAGAAAUUGUUGAGACUUCUGAAACCACACCAGAAGACAUACCACCAUCCGAACCUCAAUCGCCUCCAUCCCCAGUUCCCUGUCCCCCGCCCCCAGCAGCACCAGCACCCCCACCCCCGCCCCCACUCCCGACGAGCAUACUAUCACCCCCACCCCCGCCCCCGCCCCCGCCGCCGCCCCCACCGCCGAGCGUCGCGUUUCAAGGCAACGCGAAUGAUUUAGCCAACAUGUUACACAAUAAAGUGGGUACGCUGAAGAAGAGUAAGCAGAAUGGGGCUGAAUGUGGCGGCGCGAUAGACGCGAUAGUAGACCAGAUCAAAGGUGGCAAGUUCCAGUUAAAGUCUACCGAGCACAAGGUCUCCGAGAAGAAGGUCCAAGAGGAACAGCCCGAGGCCGUCAAGGAGAUGCUCGCCAUACUCGGCACCCUGCGUAAGCGCAGGACCUCCACACGACCAGGGUUCAGUGACCUCUGAUGACUGAAAGAUGCCUAGAUAAAACUACUUUUACGAAUUUUAUCGCGGUUAUAUUAAUUUGUAUAUCUGUACCAGACCACGGGCCAACGUGGGGCCAACGUGGGGCCGAAGCCAACACGCUAAAGCCCUUUUGAGACAACUUUAAUGAAAUGGUGACACAAAACCGACGAUUAUCCCUGUAUACACUAUAGAAAUGUACCCAAGGACAAUCCCCGGUUCUGUGCUAAACUAUUGCUAACCAUGGAGGAAAACUACUUGGACUAUUGUUAUAUUAAUAUUAUUUAGUCUGCCCGUGACCAUGGAUGCUGUAAAGGAUCCGAAACGUCGGGAUUAAAUAUAAAUAAUAUUAAUAUAACCGCGAUAAAAUCCGUAAAAGUAGUUUUGGUUAAAUGUCUAAUUUUCUCAUAAGUGUCAGAUAUCAAUAUGAAACUACCUAGGUUGGUUAUUGAUCGAUCUAUUUGUGAUUGGAAAGAUUCUUGACAUAUCUAUAUGCAGAUAUUAUUAUUUUAAUUGAUUGGCCCAUUUUUCACUGUCAACAUAAACGUUUCGUAAGGCUGUCAGAAUUUUUGUAGGACAGAUAAUCGGACAGAUUUUUUGUAGACAUGUAUCAUGCCGGUUACCGAUUAUAGGACAUGAGUGGGCAGCCUAAAACAACUGCCUUUACUUUGAAAAUUGCACCUAAAAAUUCAUUGCAAAGUGGUUUAAAAAAAAAACUGAUGUUUUUGUUGUCAGUGAACUUAGGAUUUGAGUGAGUUCAGUAAAUAGCAUUAAAUAGAUAGCUAUCAAAUGUAUUAUUAUUACCUUUUAUAUUAUGUUUCUAUUAUUACUAAAUAGUAAGGAAAAUGUUAUACGAAGCUAGUUAAAUAUUGCAAUGUAGAAAUUAAUACAUAUCUUUAGGAAUGAGUAUCAAUAUGACAAAAAAUUAUUUACUUUUAGAUAUUAUAGAGCAAAAAAGAAAGAAAUCCAAAGUACAUGAAAAGUGCCUUAUAAAUGUGUUAGUGCCAAUUGUAUUUGUAUUUUCCGCCAUUUUUGUCAGUGUUGCCAUUAGAAGUAAAUUUGUACUAAAAUGUUGACUACUUAAAUUGAUAUUUUAAUGUUUUAAAAUUAGAUGAUAUUAAAACUAUUACGAUUGAAUAGGUUGUGUAUUUAUAAAAAUAUUAUGAGAAAAAAUAUGAAAAUUUUCUAAACACGUGAUUUCAGCAUUUAUUUGUUCAAAUGCAGCUUUAUUUGCAUUUUAUAACAUUUCCAUUUUAACUGAUCUCUUCGAAGUAUUUUUGAAGCGACUGUUUUUUAACUAAUAUCUCUUGAUUGGAUAAGAAAUUGCUUACCAAUACUUUUAUUCAAAACAGAUGGACGAAAUGACAAUAUAUAUUAAGUUUCUAUUAUAAUAAUAAUUUUGUGACUUAUUAGUUUAAGUUAAUAACGUCAUGAUCUGAAUACUCUAAUGUUACGUUAGAUGUUAUUGUAUAGUUUAUAUUUGUGAAUAGUUAUGUUACUUACUGUAAACUGCUUCCUAAGUCUUGUUCACGUUUUAAACAAUAUAUUACUUGGUCGUUAAAUUACUGUCGAAAUUAAAUUAUAUGACAUAGAUAUUUGUGUAGAGAUAAUUUCUUGAUAUUCUUGUCUUAUAAAGUUAGUGAUAUUGCUUGAAAAUUAGCUUUUGUCCUUUUUUAAAUGUUGAUGAUUUUUUCAUUAUAUUGAAUCGUGUACAAGUAUUUAUAAUUGAUGUAUACUAAAGUUACCCGCGGUGCCAUUGCGCAGAAGUUGUCGAAAUUGAAGCAUUUUGUAAAGUAUUAUUAUUUACUGUAGGCUAAGUAUACACUGAAGUUUUUUAUUAUACAAUAUAGAUAUAUCAAAUA